UUUGACUGUUAUGAGCCCAUGACAUUGAUGGCUGGGGGUCGCCCUGUGUUUGUGUCCCUGAAGCCAAGCCCCACCCAGGAUGGGGAGCUGGAUUCCAGCAGCAACUGGCGGCUGGACCCCACAGAACUGGCCAGCAAGUUCACAUCCCGGACCAAAGCCCUGGUCCUCAACACACCCAACAACCCCCUGGGAAAGGUACCUGGGACAGCUCUGUUCAGGGACCCUCCACCUGCAUUCAAGUCCCGGCUCUUCCUGACAAGCUUCCUCGGGGCCUCAGUUUCUUCAUCUGUGGAGUGGGAGGGUUGCCCGCCAUGACCUGAGGAUGGAGGUGCCAGAGUCGCAGGGAAAGAAAGGGGCAAGAAUCUCAGGGAGGUGAAGGGUGGGUUGGUGGGGACAGUGACUUGCCUCUCAGCAUUUCCUCGACUGUA
Marmota monax (woodchuck) is the source of this 428-nucleotide messenger RNA. RefSeq names its product kynurenine--oxoglutarate transaminase 1-like. Gene Ontology annotation, cellular component: mitochondrion; cytoplasm. The record is from RefSeq and is a predicted model, not a curated record. The transcript has 2 exons. Gene Ontology annotation, molecular function: pyridoxal phosphate binding; L-kynurenine:2-oxoglutarate transaminase activity. Bases 19 to 315 code for a protein of 98 amino acids. Lineage: Eukaryota; Metazoa; Chordata; Mammalia; Rodentia; Sciuridae. Gene Ontology annotation, biological process: biosynthetic process.